Molecule: messenger RNA, 954 nt
Organism: Oikopleura dioica
Lineage: Eukaryota; Metazoa; Chordata; Appendicularia; Copelata; Oikopleuridae
Source: the annotation of a GenBank genome assembly
AUGCUUAUAAAUUCCAUAGUAACAAUAUCGAUUGCUGGUUUUGGUGGUUGGGAGAACAAUUACUUCACGGAAAAAAUUGACGCUGGGAAAACUCUAAUUGUUGACCUUCCACGGGGACUUAUGCAAGUUCAUAUUCAUGUUCUGGGAAAACAUAAUGAAGCAAUUGCAGCGAUUCUUGAUGAUCCGAAGCCUGAGAAUAUCGAUAAACAGUGGCAUAAAAAUGUUAUUUACAUAAGUGAUGAUAACUCUGAGUUCAUUAUUUACGGCGGACCACACGGAAAAGAUGUCAAUAAGUGGAAAGCAAUACAGAUAACAUCAGAUAGUUUUGAGAACUGUGCUUCAUAUCCCUACAACCCAAAGAUUGUCCGACAAACGUUAUCAGAAAGUGGGAAUAGAGCUCCACCCGUUCUAUCUGACUUUGAGCAAAUGAUGACGCCCGCGUUGGCGCAGUGGGCGAGCCAAAUACAGUCCCAAUCCGCUCCGAUCUGCGAUCUUCCUGAACUUCUUCCUGUAUCAGAAAACGAUCUCGAUGGACUUCUCACUGAUCGGUCACGGGAGGAGUCGCAAGACUCCCUUGGUUACAAUUCCGCAACAUCCUCCGUGCUUGACCCCGGAGAACGGCACCGAGAAUCCAGCUUAAAUUCAGUCUUUUCUGAUGCUUCUUGUUCUUCCAAUAAUUCAGUUAUUUCCGACACAUUGACGAAAGCAGACGAAACCAUCAACAAAGAGACCCGCCAACGCAAGCCUUUCCAGCGAGUCAUUUACACAGACGAGCAACUUUCAAUCCUCGCCCUUCGAUUCGAGGAAAAACGUUACUUGACUACAGAAGAGCGACAUCAGCUGGCCACGGAAAUCGGCAUCACGGACACGCAAGUUAAAGUUUGGUUCCAAAAUCGACGAGCAAAGGAAAAACGAAAACGUUACUCAAAAGACUCUGGCCUCAGUUUUCAGUAA